Molecule: messenger RNA, 2423 nt
Organism: Schistosoma haematobium
Lineage: Eukaryota; Metazoa; Platyhelminthes; Trematoda; Strigeidida; Schistosomatidae
Exons: 12
Coding region: 388-1569 (393 amino acids)
Biological process (GO): cytoplasmic translation
Cellular component (GO): cytosol
Molecular function (GO): metal ion binding; mRNA binding
Source: RefSeq, a predicted model, not a curated record
CCAUAAUGUUCUCCUAUCCACACAGUCAAACGCCCUGUCAUAAUCAAGGGAGUUGGUGUAUGGUGAGUAGUUCCAUACGCAUUUAACUUCUCCAGAGUCACUACCUGUACAAAACUCGCACAGAGCGGGGGUUUGUUGUGAGGUAGGCAACCUCAUCCCUUAGAUAACAGUCUUGCUAUAAAUAUACCAACUAGUGUUUUCCUGUAGGAUAAGAAACAUCAAGGAUCAAUUUGGAAAUGAUAUUUUAACUAAAAUUAAUUUUUAAAGAGUCUAAAGUCUGUUACUAGAUACGGAAAGCUACUUCUCUUCCGUCCAUAACCAUUUGAAACAUUUGAACUAUUUACCGAGCUCAACUGGCGCGGCGAGUUUGCAGUUAGUUGAUACGAGAUGCCCCCAAAGAAAAAUGAACCUUCUAAAAAGAAUGUGGACAAACAGAAGCAGAAAAUCGUUGAAGACAAAACUUUUGGAAUGAAAAAUAAAAAAGGGGCUAAGCAACAAAAGUUCAUCCAACAAGUACAAAAACAAGUUACCCAAGGUAACAGGUCGGCUAAAGAGUUGGAGCGUGAAAAACAAUCGAAGGAAGACAAGAAAAAAGAGAAGGUCGAACUUAAUGAAUUGUUCAAACCUGUGUUAGAAUUACAAAAGUGUGCGAAAGGAGUUGAUCCAAAGUCAGUUCUGUGCGUCUUCUUCAAACAGGGUUUGUGUGCCAAAGGUGACAAGUGCAAAUUCUCCCAUGACUUGACUGUUGAACGGAAGGCUGAAAAGCGUGGGAUUUAUUCAGAUUCUGAUAAAACGGACGGUACUAUGGAUGACUGGGACAUAAAUAAAUUAGAAGAAGUUAUUAGCAAAAAGCACGAUGCGGAUAACAAAGGGUUGCCACCGAGUACUAUAGUAUGUAAGUACUUCAUUGAAGCAGUGGAAAAUUUCAAGUAUGGGUGGUUUUGGGAGUGCCCGAAUGGAAAGACAUGUCACUACAGACAUGCCUUGCCUUCUGGUUUUAUCUUACAACGAGAUAAGAAGAAAAUGGAAGAACAGAAGGAGAUAAUAUCCAUAGAGGAUUUAGUUGAACGAGAGAGGCAAGCCCUUGGACUUAAUCAAACCAGAGUUACGUUACAUACAUUUAUGGAAUGGAAGAAACGAAAGAGGCUUGAGAAAAUCGAGAAGCGAUAUGCCGAUAAAGCGAUGCGAGAAGCUAGUUAUAAACAAGGCCGUUCCGCAGGGAUAAGUGGUCGGGAGAUUUUUGAGUUUGACCCAGCAUUGGUUAUGGAGGCGCUGGAUGAUGACGAGACAUCUGGAGUUGUUGACUCUAGAAUUCGUGAUGAUGGAGAAAAUGAAUAUGAUGGUCCUGUCAGGGAUAUUGACUUGAAUAUGUUUGCGAUCGAAGUACUUGAUUGUGAAGACAACGAUAAUAGAACUGAAUUAACAGGGGAUUGUGCUAUACCGGGAGUUAGCGAAAUUCACGAAAAUGGAUAUAAUAAUGAUGAUGUGGUGAUCGAUGAAGAACUGUUUGAUGAAACAGAUCUGGCUGACAUUGAAGCCGAGAUAAACGAAUUGGAAUUGGAAGCCUAAUUUUAUCUGGCUAUAUAUGUGGUUAGUUUCGUGACAGUGAUGCUGUUGUUCGUGAUUAUGAGUGAUUACAUAUGAGUCAACAAAACUGUCCUCAUCUUAAAUUGUAUUUCUUAUUUCAGUUUUUGUACAAAGAUGCUUCUUUCCCAUUAUAUUUUGCCUAUCUAAUUUUAUACUGAGUAAAUGUGAGUACGAUCUGAACUAUCUGAUUUCUUUCGUACACAUUCAACAGAAUUUCAUGUGGCUUUUUCCGUAACACUUAGGCGUCGUCUUUUUCGUGUUAGUAAUAUAUAUCCAUAAAGAUUCCAUACAAGGAUAUAAUACAGGAAGAAAGAAUUAUUUCGUAGAAAGAGAGGUAUAAAGUAAUUUUAAUCUCACCGACACCAUUGUGAUCGAUUUUGAGCCAUGUCACCCAAAGUCUCAAAUCAUUGGUUAUGAUAGUCGCGCAGACCCCAACCAAAUAGCUUGUAUCUGCCAACAUGGUUCAGACCAGAAGUUAGUGACUUCAAGGACUGAUGCAACGUUUUGUUUUGGCCACACCUAACUUUCUUCCAACCGUCUCCAGCAUUAGUCAACAUUGUGCGUCGUAGUAAUCAGUGUUCAGGCAUAAGCAACACUUGGCCCAACCAUCUCAGUCGAUGAAGAUUUACAACCUUAUCGACUGAUUUAUCAUCAUUCCCUAAUACCUUGCGUAUAACCUCACUAUUAUUUAUUUAUUUGGACACAUGAAUAUUGGUACAAGAGGGCACCAAAUACAUACGCGCCACACAAAACAAUGACAAUUCGAGGAGAAAAAAAGAACAAUAACGAACAGAUUAGUGUAAGGUAGUGUAAUAGUAAUAAUAAUAAUAAUAGUG